Molecule: messenger RNA, 677 nt
Organism: Schistocerca americana (American grasshopper)
Lineage: Eukaryota; Metazoa; Arthropoda; Insecta; Orthoptera; Acrididae
Exons: 6
Coding region: 120-677 (185 amino acids)
Source: RefSeq, a predicted model, not a curated record
ACAGAAGUGCAUACAUUCACAGUUUAUUGCCGUUACACAGCGAGGAAUUUCCUUUUAGUAAUUGUAGUUCAAAACCUAAAAUUUCCAGAAUAUCUUGCCUACCAACUCUUUCGGUCGGCAUGUUCAAAAAUAGUGUAUGGUCACUUCAGAAGUAUGCAAAGUUAGAAAAUGGUUCUUGGGUGCAAGUUGAUGGCAAUGGAGAUCUAGACCUCAUAAAACAGGGUCUUCAACUCCUUGUAGUUCAUCAGGGAACUGGUCUUGACUCCAUUACUCUGAACAGUAAUCCUCAUCAACUCAAAGGAUUUUGGAAGGGUAGUACAUUGGCCAUUGCUAUUAAAUACAAGUUGACAACACGCAGAAUAAAAUUUAAAUUUGCAGCUACAAAAAAUCACUCAUCAGUGAUGAACUGUGGUGCCUGUGUUCACAUGCUGAAAAACUACAUGCACAUAACAGACAACACAGGUACAGCUAAACAAGAAACUCUUCAGGUAACAGAGUUGUAUGAGUAUAUACUAAAGGCAAAUUCUAUUGAGAGACCUCUGGUACCAGUUUCAGGUAUACAGGCAGACAAAAGCCUUGACUCUCUCAUUAAAUCCUGCAUACUUGACCCAGGAUUUCCUGAAUUUGUUGAACAAGUGCAGUCAAAGUUGGAAGAAAUACAGAAAAUUUCAUCAUGA